Molecule: messenger RNA, 3603 nt
Organism: Dujonia railenensis
Lineage: Eukaryota; Fungi; Ascomycota; Pichiomycetes; Serinales; Debaryomycetaceae
Source: the annotation of a GenBank genome assembly
AUGGUCCUGCAUGAUCUGCUACUUGAAAAGUACAAGGAAAGUACUGAUGAAGAUGAUAUGUCGGAUGUAGAGGUAUCAAAGCUAUCUUAUUCUAGGUUCUCGCAACUAGCGAGUUCAUCAGAAGGUGGUAGCAGCAGUGUAGGUGUCAUCUGGAAUGAACAGAACGCAGCUGCGCCUAUAAAAUCUUUCCGCGGUGUACAACAUAAUCAUGAUUCUAUUCGAACAUCCUCUUCAUCCUCGUCAAUAUCAAACGGCUUGGGAAACUCACAGAAUAAGUUUAAGUCUUCAAACUCAACAAGCUUUUCACCAUUUACGAAAAAAAUACAAUCAAAGGUACGAAACAUUGAAUACUAUGGAUCCAAAACUGCUCCUAAACCCAGUAUGUUUCUGAUUUCAGAAGAUGUAAUACGAAAGAAUGACAACAAUGAGUCUCCGUUUAUCGAUAAUCCUAAUAAAUUAGAUAGAAAUAAGAGUUUACUGUACGGUAAAACGCGGCACCUGUCAUCAGAUAGACAAAAGGCAAACCAAAAGCCAACCUCAGCAUCAAGUAAGAUCAACAACGUAGGGUCAACUCCGGCCAAAACCAGAUCAACUUCAGUCAAAAUCUCUUUAACUCCUGCUCAAAGAUUUGAGAAAAGGCCAGGAACCCGAUCAAGUAAUGUCCUAGAGAAUUUUCAAUUCGGUACAAUGGUAGGGAAAGGUGCAUUUGCAUCUGUUUACAAAGGUAUCAAUUUGCGAACAAAGCAAGUUGUGGCCAUCAAGCAGAUUUUAUUGGAGCCAGAUCAAAAUGUAGCAGAGUUGAUGGGGGAAAUAGAUUUACUUAAGAUCUUGAAGCACCCGAAUAUUGUCAAAUACCAUGGGUUUGUUAAAACUUCGACGUCGUUGAAUGUGUUUUUGGAAUUUUGUUCUGGUGGAUCGCUCAGGCAGCUCUACAAAAGACUAGGUCAUGGAUUACCCGAGCAACAAAUCAUCCAAUACGCGAAAGCUGUACUACAAGGAUUAGAGUAUUUGCAUGAUCAGGGUGUAGUACAUAGAGAUGUUAAGGCUGCAAACGUUCUUAUAAUAGAAGAGACGAAUGACAUAAAAUUAGCUGACUUUGGAGUAGCUACUAAAGUAACUAACCAAUAUGAGUCAGUAGUUGGUACUCCUAAUUGGAUGGCCCCAGAAACAGUAUUGGGAGGUGAAGGAAUAUGUACUGCAAGUGAUAUUUGGUCAUUCGGCGCUACCAUUAUUGAAUUAUUUACUACUCAUCCGCCAUAUCAUGAGCUAAACCCAAUGGCGACAUUGCACGCAAUCGGUACCGAUGAUCAUCCUCCUUUACCGAAAAAUAUCAGCCAGUUGGCGCAAAGCUUUUUAUUGGAGUGUUUCCAAAAGCAACCAAACUUGAGGAAAAGUGCAAGAUUACUUUUGAAGCAUAAAUGGAUUCAAGGUGAAAAUAAAAGCAGUAGCGACCGACUUUCACCGCCUCGAAUAGGUAAAAAGAAUGACACCACCAGUUUGGGCAGCUAUUCUGAGCCGUCAUUACAUAAAUCUAUAACUAGCUAUUCUGAGAAUGGAGAAGAAAACUGGGAAGAAGGGUUUGAUAUGAAAGGAACAUUAUUACAAAUUCCUAAAACUUUCCAAAAUGAAAAUCAAAAUUCAAAGCUGAGAACUUUCCAGGCUACUCAAUUAUCAAAAUCUGACCUCUUAUCCAAAUUCUCUGAUAAACAAGAAGAGGAGGAUGUAGAAGAUGUUAGUGAAGCAGUUGAGAACGGAAUAUCUAAUGGUCAUGCUUUAAUUACGCCUAAUUUUGAUGAUGAAGUUGAUCCAUUUCUUGAACUUGACAUUAAUUCGUUUGAUACGAAUGAACUUGAGAACCAGAGCAAAAUGGAUUAUCUUUUAAAUAAAUUUUCCAAAAGAGUUGAACUCUGUCAUAAGGAUAAUGAAGAUGUUCAUUUUACUUCCUUAACUAAAAUAUCUGGGAAAAUGUUGCAUUUAGUUAAGAAAUACCCAAUUCUGCAUGAUGUUCUUGUGAGAGAGCACGGUAUUCUUACUAUUUUGGAACUCUUGGAGAAUGCCCAUGAAUAUCCAAGUCACCAGAAGCUAUGGUUUUAUUGCCUUUCUAUAUUGAACUAUCUAUUUCAAGCGAAUGUUAUUCAAUUUGAGAAUUUCUGUAUCUUGGGAGGAAUCCCCAUGGUGACGAACUUUAAGAAUAACAUUACUUUCAGUAAGGAGGUUAGGCUCCAAGUCGUCCUGUUCAUUCAAUUGUUUAACUCAUCAGAUAAGGCUUUAUCAAUGUUUAUUUCUUCAGGUGGACUUAGAAUACUAUCAAAAUUUGUGGAGGAAGAUUUUGACUCAAAUCCUGAAUUUUCUAGCGUUUCAAUUCACUUGAUGCACAAAAUUCUAAGCAAAGAUUUGACUAGAUCUAAGUCCGACCUUUGUAGAAUACUAUCUAAAUAUGGAGUUGGGUUUUGGCUAGCAGUAGUACUCAACAGGUUAACUAAAUCACAAAAGCAUAGUGAUACCGUUCUUGAAUUGAUUGACAAUAUUGUUCAAAUUUUCAAAUACUUUGGUCAAUCUGAAGCUAAAGUUAGAAUUAAUAUUGCAAAUACUGACUUGUUUAAAUUACUUAUUCGGUUAUUUGAUAAGUUACCAACUUUUGAUCAUCAGUUGACAAUAUUGAAAUUCAUAAAGUCUAUGUCAUGCAUUUCAGAGAUUUUAAGACCUUUGUAUAACGCUGAUAUCUUAGAAUUUUUGGUUGGAUUACUAGGUCAAUAUGAGCCAAGUAAAAAUUCACAUUACAAAGAAGUUAUCAAUAUUGUAUGUCCAAUAUUAUACAAUUGUUGUUACUUAAACCACACAAAAGAAGCUGAAAUUGUCAAACUAGGUGUAAUUCCAUACUUGAAGACAUUUUCAAAGAUUAACUUACCUUUUAGACAAUUUGUGUUGCCUCUAUUAUGUGAAUUUGUAUAUUGUGACUCACAUGUUAGAAUGCAAUUAUUAAAACAUGAUGUGCUUUCGAUUUAUUUUAACUUAAUAAUAGAUCCUUACUGGCAAUCAAAUGCACUUGAUUCAAUUUUAAGCUGGUAUAAUCAAAUGGACAAAUUACCGACGAAACAAGCAUUUAUUUUAGAAGCUCCAAGUCACAUUGAUUGUUUUGUGUCCGGAUUUCUUCUACCAAAAGUUUCAAAUUUAGAGUCUACUUUGGAUAGUUACUUGAAAUUUCUAAACAUUGGAGGGAGGGUUCAGUCUCUCAUGUUUAAAGAGUCAGUGAUUGAUAAUAUCAAAUCAAAGUUGGCAUUGUACAGUAAAAAUUCAGUAAUACUGCUUUUAUUACUACGUAUCUUGAGGGUGUUCAUCUCAUACGGAUCGCAAGACGAUGUGUCUAGUGAAUCCAGGCGGGUAUUUAUAACCGUUAUCAAGUCGGGAUUAAGAGAAACCAUAGAAAAUUUACAAUUAAGGAGUGGGUCUGUUUUGAUUGACGAGUUAACAAAUGAAAUAAUUACGAUUAUUGAGUUAUCUGAAGUUGAAAGGGGUAGCAAUCUGAAAUUAUUAAGCAAAGUCAGUAGUAUGGAACUUGGGAAAGGAAUUGUACAAAGUAUUGAUUUUGAGGAAUUAAACUAG